AUGGAUGUGUGCAUUGAUCAUAUCCUGUUCUUGCAACAGUCCGCCGAAGAUCAGUACACUGCCAAGGUGAAGCGCGUGGGCUUCCGCUACAACCAAAACUAUGAUGAAGGUAUGGGUAUGUUGGCAAAACUGGCAACUCAUCACGCAUACAAUCUUGUUGAAGAACAGUAUCUUGUUAGCGGCGAAGAGACGUAUGAUACAACGACAGUUGAAAAUACUCCAGCGUUUUUUACUCUAGCCAGUGCCAAAUCGGGUGGCCAAUAUGCUGUGAAUUUGACUGAACACACAUGCAGCUGCGCGUUUAACCAGACCAUGUUGCUUUCUUGUCGACAUAUACUUUAUCUGCGACUCAAUGCGAACAUGCGUUCCAUCAUUCCGUAUGAGGCGAUACCUGGACGGUGGCUGCUUGCCGAUGAAGACGAAGAAGAUGUAGUCUCCAUAGAGAAUAUAUAG
Messenger RNA from Phytophthora nicotianae INRA-310, 453 nucleotides. RefSeq lists its product as hypothetical. Lineage: Eukaryota; Oomycota; Peronosporomycetes; Peronosporales; Peronosporaceae. The record is from RefSeq and is a predicted model, not a curated record. Gene Ontology annotation, molecular function: zinc ion binding. The transcript has a single exon. Bases 1 to 453 code for a protein of 150 amino acids.